Messenger RNA from Ostreobium quekettii, 1506 nucleotides. NCBI's taxonomy places the organism in Eukaryota, Viridiplantae, Chlorophyta, Ulvophyceae, Bryopsidales, Ostreobiaceae. The record is from the annotation of a GenBank genome assembly.
AUGCACAGGUACAAGAGAUUUCCAUCUGUGUGCCCCCUGUGCAUGGCACUUCCAUGCAAAAAGUGCCCUGUAAAGACUGGCACGUGGAAGGCUUCAGACAACCCUUGGGAUCAAUUUUGUGCUUUCCAGGAAAGCGAUUUGGAAAGGGUGCUGAAUCGGCAUGAUAUGGAAAGGUACAACCUCCUGCAGGUGGCAGUUGCGAUGAAGAGCAAGGGGGAGGUGCUGCUGCACUGCACAAACCCAGAUUGUGGCUCCAGAUUCACCACCCGGUCCAGACCACGUUGGGGACACAGAUGCCUGUGUCCCAAGUGCAGCUGCUACACUGGGGUGGUAGUCAUGGACAUGCCUACCCUGGAUUCAAACUAUGAUACACAACCCAACCCAGCACCACAGGGCCCCUCCAGACCUGCUGCCACUCGUAGCGUCACCAGUCAACGGGCUCCGAAGAGGGCUGGACACAGGGAGGAACCACCAUUUCCCCAUGAUUCCAACGCUGCACCACACGUGCCGCCUGAAAGAAAUGCGCAAGAGCGCAGGAGUGCAGGAGUGCAUGAGGGCAAGAGUGCAAGUAAGCGCAAAGAUCCUGCUGUGGCGCGAUCUGGACAGAAGGGCAGUGAGCAGCUGACCAAACCAGGCGUCCCUCCUAGCCUUGGUGGAGAGCAGCCCUUGACCGCCCCUGUUAAUUGCAAUGGCCACAGUUGCUCUGUUGGCACAGCGAAUGUGCACACUGGACAGGCACUGGUGUUGAAGACAGCUCCAGCUGCGGCUGCCUCCCAGAGCCACCAUGAACACCAGUUGGCAGGCACUCAGAAUGGCUGCCAAGUGCAGCCGGGUAGUUUAGGGACGUCUGAGGCAAGUAGUGCACUGGAGGCCUGGGCAAGGACUAGCGAUGACUCAAAGGCGUUUGCACCAGAACCAGAGGCAUCCAGGGAUGGGCUUGUAUCACUCACUGGGAAACAGAAAGUGGAGGACGUGCAGAGCGGCGAAUCCCCAGCACCCAUGCAGGAACCCGAACAUCGUUGCGCUCAGAAAAGCAAGAGGCAACUGGUUGUGGAAGCACUCAUGUCAGAGCGGCACAUGAGCCAUCUCAGGACGUAUACGGGAAGGUUUAAGAUCGUUUGCGCCAAUUGCAGCAACGCCCUGGUCAGGGAUAUUGAGGAGCUGAAAGUCAAGGCUAGCAUGCACAUCGGCGAGAAAUGUGGUCAGAAAUUUGGCAUCAGCUAUGGCUUCUGUCCUCAAAAUUUGGUUCCCAAAAGCGUCAGCACCAAAUUGAUGAAUGAAGGGAUUCUGGCCUGCAAGUCGUGCCACAUCUGCGUUGGUACAGUGGGCGAGUACCACAGGACGGACCAUGGGGCGGAAGUCGUCUGUCGAAGGUGCAACGAGCCCUCUGAACAACUCAACGCCGAAAUUGACGUUUUGGAUGACGACUUUGCCGCGCUGCCAGUGCUGGGCCUCAGACUGUCGUUUCUUUGUGGUCGAAAUAUAGCUGUUCAGAUAGGUACAUAA